AUGGACGGACAAGAGCAAUACGAGGAAAACGGGCUGCCUGGCCCUGGUGCCCCGACCCCGCUCUCUGCACUUGAUGGCGUGUCGGGUUUGACUGCCAGAGAUAUCAAGUUGUUCGUGGAUGCAGGAUAUCACACUGUUGAGGCCGUGGCUUACACACCAAGGCGGCUAUUGGAACAGAUCAAGGGCAUCUCAGAACAAAAAGCCACCAAGAUCCUGGUUGAAGCCUCAAAACUAGUCCCCAUGGGCUUCACAACAGCCACUGAAAUACACGCCAACAGAAGCGAGCUCAUCUCAAUCACAACUGGAUCCAAGCGCCUGGACACAUUGCUUGGAGGAGGCGUUGAGACAGGCUCAAUUACAGAAAUCUUCGGAGAGUUCAGAACGGGAAAAAGUCAGAUUUGCCACACUAUCGCUGUGACCUGCCAGCUGCCAUUUGAUAUGGGUGGUGGUGAAGGCAAAUGUCUCUACAUUGACACAGAGGGAACAUUCCGUCCGGUUCGAUUACUCGCGGUUGCGCAGCGUUAUGGUCUUGUUGGUGAAGAGGUUCUUGACAAUGUGGCUUAUGCACGCGCGUACAACUCAGACCACCAGCUUCAGCUGCUCAAUCAGGCUUCUCAGAUGAUGUGUGAGACUCGGUUCUCACUAUUGGUUGUUGACUCAGCGACAUCUCUGUACCGGACGGAUUUCAAUGGUCGUGGUGAACUCUCAUCACGGCAGACUCAUUUGGCCAAGUUUAUGCGCACUCUCCAGCGUCUUGCUGAUGAGUUUGGUAUUGCGGUUGUGAUCACGAAUCAGGUUGUUGCUCAGGUUGAUGGUGGUCCCAGUGCCAUGUUCAAUCCGGACCCUAAGAAACCUAUUGGUGGUAAUAUCAUUGCUCAUGCCAGUACCACUCGACUCAGCUUGAAGAAGGGUCGUGGUGAGACACGAAUCUGCAAGAUUUAUGAUAGCCCUUGUCUUCCGGAGAGUGAUUGUCUCUUCGCCAUUAACGAGGACGGUAUCGGUGAUCCUACCGAGAAGGAUCUGGAAGAUAAAUAA
Molecule: messenger RNA, 1035 nt
Organism: Penicillium soppii
Lineage: Eukaryota; Fungi; Ascomycota; Eurotiomycetes; Eurotiales; Aspergillaceae
Product: recombinase RAD51
Exons: 4
Coding region: 1-1035 (344 amino acids)
Biological process (GO): double-strand break repair via homologous recombination; DNA strand invasion; DNA recombinase assembly
Cellular component (GO): condensed nuclear chromosome
Molecular function (GO): ATP binding; ATP-dependent DNA damage sensor activity; DNA strand exchange activity
Source: RefSeq, a predicted model, not a curated record